AUGACAAGCAAUAGCGAUGUGAUCGAUCUCUCGAAUGCUACCGUUUAUGCACACGUGAGCUCUUCGGCUUCUUCGGCUGCGGAUCGACGGUAUAUCCGGCUGGCUGAGGCUACGCUGGGAUUUGAGAGCGGAAGGCGGAUCAACUUGAGUGAUUCGCUCGCAGCAGUCUCCGCGACUGUACACGAAUCUCCCGCACAAGGUACCAUCGAAGUCCCCAGCUCCCAGCCCAGCAACCCAGAAUCCUCAAGCGUUCCCUUUUACGCUUAUCCCACGCCAACUCCCUACUUGACAGAUACCGUGUUCAAGACGCCAGAGCUACCAUUGAAGAGGAAGCAUGAUGCUCUGGCGUUGUUGGAACCUCCGGUCCCCAGUCCCAUGCCGUAUGAAAGUUCACCUGAGCUAUCUUCGCCGGUGAUCACGCCGACGAAGCCUAUCAUUGGUGGCACUCCUUCGGGAUUGGAUCGCCUGGAUGUGGAUGACGCGAAUACCGAUGAUACGCGGGACACAUCCUCGAGUGAUUUUCCUACUCCGACGCCUUACCUGACUGGAUAUCCUCCAGUAUCGUCAACUGUACCGCGCCCGGCUCCGGUCGAAACCUUUCCAAUAGUUACUGCAGGAGGCGCAGGCCCAGCUAUUGGUGUAAGCGGUUGGACAGACCAAGAUGGCACCUCUAGCUUCCCGUAUGCUUCUCCAAUCCCUUACAUUCCGAAGCCGUACGUCCCGGUCAUACCCACGAUUCCUCAACCUCUCGAUGAUGAAGCGAGUCAAGGCAAGGAUGGCGCUGGUACAACGGUAACGAACGAUGCCGGAAGAGACGUGCGGAAAGGUUCGGCAGUGCGGGCUGCGAUGGAGCCUGCGGUGAGUGAUCUCACGAGAACCACGGGCAACAAACCCCCUGAGUACGACUCACAGGACGUUUCAGAGUCCGAACUACACCCUAGUCUUUCUUCUCUCAUCAAACAGAGCCACCACAUCUUUCCACCUCACGAACCUCACCUCCACUCCAACCCACCCCUGAUAACACCCUACCUCCGCACUCUCCCAAUCUCAGUCUACCGCCCCACCGCCACCACCCGACCCCUCCGACCCAUGGAACGUGGAUACUGGCGUAUCGAUGUGAGAAGCUGGGAGAAGGAGGUGAAGACUAAGUUCUGGAAGUUCCUGUCUGCUGCGAUCGUUAGUAGAAAGGCUGGGUGGGUUGUUGCUCAUAUAGAAGAAGAAACACGGGGAGACGUGGUGAGGGUUUACUGCUGGGGUGAAGCUGUUGGGUAUGUGUGGUUGUUGCUCUACGCUGUGUCGGAUAAGAAGACGAAGAGGGGAAUUGAAUGGAUUGAUGCGGCUGGAGAGGUAGUCAUACGCGUAUAGGAGUCAUGAAUGAUGAAUAAGACUACAAGGG
Molecule: messenger RNA, 1396 nt
Organism: Saitoella complicata NRRL Y-17804
Lineage: Eukaryota; Fungi; Ascomycota; Saitoellomycetes; Saitoellales; Saitoellaceae
Exons: 2
Coding region: 1-1365 (454 amino acids)
Source: RefSeq, a predicted model, not a curated record